Molecule: messenger RNA, 1321 nt
Organism: Hippocampus zosterae (dwarf seahorse)
Lineage: Eukaryota; Metazoa; Chordata; Actinopteri; Syngnathiformes; Syngnathidae
Product: synaptotagmin-1-like
Exons: 9
Coding region: 194-1321 (375 amino acids)
Biological process (GO): calcium ion-regulated exocytosis of neurotransmitter; regulation of calcium ion-dependent exocytosis; regulation of dopamine secretion
Cellular component (GO): dense core granule; synaptic vesicle membrane; axon
Molecular function (GO): phosphatidylserine binding; clathrin binding; syntaxin binding
Source: RefSeq, a predicted model, not a curated record
CUCACCGUUGAAGGAUCCAAAACAACGACGCUUCCAUCUGUAUCCAGGAGACGGAGAUUCUUCUCUUUUCUGCCACCCUCUCUCCUCCUCCUCUUCCUCUCUGGAUGUGGGGGGGGGGAAAGGGAGGACUUAUGAGUUUAGACAUCGCUGCUGUUUGGACAGUCGGGAAAUUGGAUACAAUUGCCAGCCCAACAUGACGGGAAUGCGCCAAGCUGUUCCGCUCCCUCCAAUGAGAGUCACCCAAUGGUCAAACGCCACAGAAAACCAAACGCACCCUGCAGGGCAAAGUUCUGACAAGUUCAUGAGUGAGCCUCACCGAAUCCACACGUCAUCGUGGGUCGCGGCAGCCUUUUGGAUUGUGAGUUUGUGUGUCCUGCUCUCCUUCGGCGUGUGCGCCUGGAAAAAAUGUCUGAGAAAGGACAGGGACAAGAAAAAAGGAAAAGAGAAGAGCAAGGCUGGAGAUUUUGACACGGAAAAUGAUGGUCGUUCCAAAGAGCCACUAAAAGUUGAAAUCAAGAAAGAAACAGAGUUGUCAGACAUCCAGCCAAAGGAGGAUGAAAAGUUGGGCAGACUGCAUUUUACACUGGACUACAACUUCACUGAUAACAUGCUUGUGGUGGGCAUUUUGCAGGCCGCCGGGCUUCCUGCCAUGGAUGUGGGUGGUAGCUCAGACCCGUAUGUUAAAGUCUAUCUACUCCCAGACAAAAAGAAAAAAUUUGAAACCAAAGUUCACAGAAAGACUCUGGAACCCAACUUCAACGAGACGUUCACGUUUAAGGUAGCGUACACGGAGCUGGGCGGCAAGACGCUGGUGAUGACGCUUUACGACUUUGAUCGCUUCUCCAAGCACGAUGCCAUCGGGGUGGUGAAGAUCCCGAUGAGCAGCUUGGACUUCAGCCAGUCGCUGCAGGAGUGGCGGGAUCUGCAGAAGGCGGAAAAAGAGGAGAGUGAGCGGCUCGGAGAUAUUUGUUUGUCGUUGAGGUAUGUUCCGACAGCAGGGAAAUUGACUGUUGUGAUUCUGGAGGCCAAAAACCUGAAGAAAAUGGAUGUGGGUGGAUUAUCAGACCCUUACGUGAAGCUCCACUUGAUGCUGAAUGGGAAAAGACUCAAGAAAAAGAAAACCACCAUCAAGAAGAACACUUUGAACCCUUACUAUAAUGAGUCAUUCAGCUUUGAAGUGUCGUGUGAACAGAUAGAGGUACAUACAGGCACACGACUGUAUUAUUUUCCAUUGCAUGAGGCGCAAUAUGGUCAGCCUCUUUCGUCAUCUCUGAGCCAAAUAUUGAGAGACAACUCUUGCAUUGCAUUUCUACACCCAUAA